UUGUACAGGUCUUGGUUCCUUGACGCAUUCUCAUACCUACAAGUGAAGGCCUUGAUGCCUUUCUUGGAGCUUUUAGAGAUGUUCAUUGUGUUAGUAUCGCCUAUCCUACUCAACAAUCAAGAAUAUCCAAGUCAAGCGAAUGUGUACGACGGUCAGAGUUUCGACUUCGUGGUGAUUGGUGCAGGUUCAGCUGGAUGUGUUGUUGCUAACCGCCUCACGGAGAUUGGCAACUGGAGCGUGCUGCUGAUCGAAGCGGGGGAUGAUCCGCCAGCUUUUGCUAAUAACCCCGGAUUGUCAGUGCUAAUGCCUAACAUGUUACCUGAUUGGGAUCACAACACAGUAGACGAUGGAUUUUCUAGUCAAGCAUUAAGGACAAAAAGUAUACACAUGACCAGAGGAAAAAUGCUAGGAGGCUCUAGUGGAGUCAACUACAUGUUUUAUGUAAGGGGGAACAAAGCUGAUUAUGAUAAAUGGGUAGAAUUAGGAAAUAAUGGAUGGGACUGGGAAACAGUAACGAAUUAUUUUAAAAAAAGCGAACACCUACUGGAUUCUUUCAUCUCGAAAAGUGAAUCUAACUAUUUGCACGGUACAGACGGCCAUUUACAUGUAACACGACCAGUUUGGAAAGAAAGCUCUGAAAAAUAUUUAGAAGCAUUUAAUGAAAUAGGACAUGAUGUUUUGAUUGACACGAAUGGAAAUAAACAAAUUGGUUAUUCAUAUCCUAUGUUUACAAUUGGCAAUAAUUUACGACAAAGCACAGCAGUCUCUUUUCUAAAUCCAAUUAAAGACCGACGUAACUUAUAUUUGUUAAAGAAUACUAUGGCUAGAAAAAUUAUAAUCGACAAAAAUUACAAAGUAACCGGCGCAGAAGUAAAAUUACCCAAUGGACAAAUAAUAAACGUCGGAGCUAAAAAAGAAGUAAUUUUAUCAGCCGGAGCUUUUAAUAGUCCUCAGUUAUUGAUGCUUUCUGGUAUAGGACCAAAAAACGACUUGAACGAAGUUGGCAUUUUAACUUUAGUUGAUUCUCCAAAUGUAGGUAAAAAUAUGCAAGAUCAUGCAUUGAUUCCAGUUUUAAUAACUGGCAAGAAAGAUAUCACAACAGUUUUUGAAGUAAUAAAUACUUUAAGAAAUUUUGACAAGUUUCCGUCGCCGAGCUUGUUGGGACAUGUUGCUUUAAAUAAAUCUCAGACUUAUCCUGACUACCAAGCAACUGUCGUGCCCUUAUACACGGGUGCCUUUGUACCUGUAAUUAUGUGUACCAAAGUAUUUAACUGGAAUGAUGAAAUAUGCAAGGCGAUGGCCAAAGCUACUUUAGACAAAGAUACAUUAUUUGCGGUAUUAACACUAUUGCACCCUGAAUCCAAAGGUAGAAUUAAACUAAAGAGUAAAAAUCCUAACGAUGCUGUUGUUAUUUAUUCUGGUUUCUUUUCUAAGGAAGAGGAUAUAGAAAAAUUUGCUAAAUGUGUCGCUGACUACACUAAUAUAGUAAAUGCGUCCUACCUCAGGAGUGUUAAUGCUGAAGUUGUGAACGUUAAUGUUGAACAAUGUGCUAAAUUACCAUUUAAAAGUCACGACUACUGGAAAUGCUAUGUAUUGAACUUAGCAGCGACACAGUUUCACGCAGUUGGAACUUGUGCUAUGGGUCCCGAAGGCACUGGUGUCGUUGAUGAGAGAUUAAGAGUGAGAGGUGUGAAGGGUCUACGUGUGGUGGAUGCAAGUGUAAUGCCCACUAUCACAAGUGGGAAUAUUAAUGCUCCUGUUAUAAUGAUUGCUGAAAAGGCUGCAGACAUGAUCAAAGUUGAUAAUAAUUUUUGCUAA
Molecule: messenger RNA, 1818 nt
Organism: Parnassius mnemosyne (clouded apollo)
Lineage: Eukaryota; Metazoa; Arthropoda; Insecta; Lepidoptera; Papilionidae
Source: the annotation of a GenBank genome assembly